Molecule: messenger RNA, 2997 nt
Organism: Echinococcus granulosus
Lineage: Eukaryota; Metazoa; Platyhelminthes; Cestoda; Cyclophyllidea; Taeniidae
Product: nuclease domain-containing protein
Exons: 6
Coding region: 1-2997 (998 amino acids)
Biological process (GO): mRNA catabolic process; regulatory ncRNA-mediated gene silencing
Cellular component (GO): nucleus; RISC complex; cytosol
Molecular function (GO): RNA binding; nuclease activity
Source: RefSeq, a predicted model, not a curated record
AUGGACUUCGUUUUAUCUGGUGAUACUAUAGUCAUCCGUGACCGUGCCCAGGACGGCCCUCCCUCGGCACGUACAGUAAUUUUGUCAAAUAUCAGCUCCCCGAAGGUGGCCAAGAGGCUCAACCCCUCUGGAGAGCCUACCUCUGACGAACCCUUUGGUUGGAUAGCGCGUGAAUUUGUGCGUUCGAAAGUAGUUGGAAAGGAGGUGUGCUACACUGUCGAGAAUCAGAUUGGUUCCGAUCGCGUGUAUGGAUCUGUGUUCCUGGGAAGGGAUUCCGGUGCUCAAAACCUUACUCACCUCCUUGUGAGUGAGGGUUUGGCUCAGGUGCGACGCAACGUGAGUCAGGCUAUGAUCGAAAAGAGUCCAACUUUGCAAGCACUCAUUGGGCUAGAGGAGAAAGCCAGGGCCGAUCGAAAGGGGUUUUGGUCUGGCUCCGAGGUUGGCGCGCCGCGUAACAUCUGCUGGAAUAUUUUGGACCCAACGAACUUUUUUAACCUCCAUGUUGGGAAGCCCCUUCACGGCGUUGUUGAGUUUGUUCGUGAGGGUAACACGAUGCAGAUUCAGCUCUUCCCAGUUGAUGAGGACGUCACUCAAACCUAUUACAACAUCACGGUGCUCCUCUCAGGUAUCAAGACUCCGGGCUCAAAGGUGGUUGAGGGUUCUCGUGUUUACGAUCCCUUUGCUCUUGAUGCGCAAUUCUUUGUGGAGUCGCGUCUUCUCCAACGCGAUGUCACUGUCAUCCUAGAAAGCAUGAGCAACAGCUUAUUCGUAGGCAGUGUUCUCCAUCCAAAUGGCAAUAUUGCCCUCUUUCUGCUGCGUGAAGGAUUGGCGCGGUGCUUGGAGUGGAACCUGGCAGUUGUGAGUCUGGAGGCUGGUGGAGCUGAAGCCUAUCGCAGUGCUGAACAAAAGGCUAAACAAAAAAGCCUUCGCAUUUGGGAAGAUUACGUUCCACCAGCUGGUGAAUUUGCAGAUGCCUCGGAAGGAGCCGCAAAGACUGAGAAGAAAGCGCCAUACAUGCAGGCCGACUACACGGGUGUGGUGGUCGAAGUAGGCAAUGGAGAUAAUGUUCUUGUGCGCUGUCAAGACAGCAUAGUUCGAAAAUUCUUUCUCUCCAGUGUACGACCACCCCGUGAAGUUCCGGAGAUGAGCAGACCACAACAGACCGUUCCUCGUCCGCUUUAUCAAGUGCCUUAUCUAUAUGAGGCUCGGGAGUUUCUGCGUAAGCGUUUGAUAGGAAAGCAGGUUAGGGUGCAGAUCGACUACGUACAGUUAAAACCACAGGGAAGCACACUGGCUGAUCGUGUGUGCGCCACAAUCCUGGUGGGUGAAAAUAAUAUCGCUGAAGCCCUUGUGCAACGUGGUCUUGGGUCGGUGGUCCGCUAUCGCAAUGCGACAGACUCUCGAUCCCGGCACUACGAUGCUCUCAGGGCGGCGGAGGCUGCAGCCCAGAAAAAAGGUGUUGGUAUCUUCGAUCCCAAGGACGUACCCGUUCAUCGGCUCUCAGAGCUUGGAGGCAAGUUUUUUGCUUCUUUGCAUUGCAAUGUGGCGAAAUCUCGACAAUUUCUUUACUCUCUUCAACGUGCUGGGGCUGUAGAUGCCCUCGUUGAGUUUGUCGCAUCGGCGUCUCGUCUGCGGGUAGAAAUUCAUCGGGAGAACCUACUUUGUGCUAUUCUUGCUGCUGGAGUCAUUUGUCCCCGACCCUCUAGGAAAUUGCCUAAUCAGCCCGAAGAAGCCAGUGAGCCUUUUGGUGACGAAGCCCGUGAAUAUACUCAUGAUUUAGUCAUGCAACGUGAGGUCAAAUUUGAGGUCGAUGGAAUGGACCGUUUGGGUAAUUUGAUUGGCUGGAUUACCCUGCCCUCCGAAGUGAGGGUCACUGCGACAGGUGCUAGAAAGGGGAAGAAGGGAGGGCCUUUCAUAUCCAGCAAAGAUUUGAGUGCAGUCCUGGUUGCCCGCGGCUAUGCAACUGUGAACCGAGCGCCGAAUGUUCAGCGCUCUAGUCACUUCGCCUCACUCCUGAGAGCUGAGUCAUUCGCGCAGGAGCACAAUCUCGGUCUGUGGUCUUCGCCAGAGUUUCGUGCCUCUUGGAAUGCUGAUGUGAAUGUUGUUGAAGGUGAUGGCCAAGAUUGUUCUGACGCUUCGAAAUCAAUGAAUGGCUUGCUGUUUGUCAGAGAUCUCCAGAAUGCGCACCUUGAUGCCGAGAUUAUCAGAAAAUCGACAUCGGAUCGACUUAAAUCAGCUAAUCUUGCACAAGUGACUACCAUAAGCAACCCGGCAGCGGGAAACAAUGGUUUCCGGUUCUUUGUUCAUCUAAACAGUCGAACGGCUCUAGUAAACACCAUAAACCGGGAGUUAAAUUCACCCAACUUUCCUUCUGUGGAGUCUUCCACAGACUUCCAGCCAAAGCGGGGUAUGGUCUGUGCAGCUCGGUUCUCCAUCGACAAUCUCUGGUAUCGAGCCCGCAUUCUUCGUGUGAUUCAAAAGAUUGUGACUGUUCUCUUCAUUGAUUUUGGAAAUGAGGAGGCCAUUGAUACCAGUGUCGGUAGUGCUCCAAGACUCGCAGCUCUGCCGAGAAAUCUUGCAAGUCAAGAUCCUCUGGCGACUGAAUACCGGCUGGCAUACGUUCAGCUUCCUCCAGACCCCGAUGAUCGCGAGGCUGCUUUAGACUAUCUUGCUCGCGAAAUAGGAGACCAGGAUAUUCGCGUGAGUCCUGUUCCAGGUCCACCGACACCUUGUGGAAAAGACGACAAUCGCCCCAUCCAGAGUGCCGUUGUCUACGUGACUCGGAAACAAGUGGCUGAGUCCUCGAGUUCGACUCAGUCAACACCGGAAUUUGUUGAUGUGGGUGAACAGCUGUUGCGUGAUGGCCUGGCUUACAUGGAGAAUGUUCGUAUGCCUCCGGACAUAUGUGUCCACUACUCGGAGGCACAAAAGGCGGCAAUGGGUACCCGCGCGAACAUAUGGCGCUAUGGCGAUUUUCGCGAUGACGACAUGGAUUAG